Messenger RNA from Solanum stenotomum, 1958 nucleotides. RefSeq lists its product as uncharacterized. Bases 1 to 1314 code for a protein of 437 amino acids. The transcript is spliced from 6 exons. The record is from RefSeq and is a predicted model, not a curated record. NCBI's taxonomy places the organism in Eukaryota, Viridiplantae, Streptophyta, Magnoliopsida, Solanales, Solanaceae.
AUGUCGCCGAAAGAAAAGAGGUUAUUCUACGAAGUAUUAGAAAAUGUUAAGUUUCCAUAUGGCUAUGCAUCUAAUAUCUCGCGUUGCAUUCGCAAACGAAACUUGUCAGGACUCAAAACUCAUGAUUGUCAUGUUAUAUUGCAAGAACUUCUUCCUAUUGCCUUGAGGAGAUCGGCAGAUAAAAUGGUGACUUCUGUUUUAAUUGAAUUAUGCUCAUAUUUUCGAGUGCUUUGUAGCAAAGUGCUUAAAUUCAAAGAGUUAGAGUUACUGGUAGAAAAAAUUGCACAAACUAUGAGUAAUAUGAAGACCAUUUUCCUACCAUCAUUUUUUAUUGUCAUGGUACAUUUGGUUAUUCACUUGGCUUUAGAGGUUAAAAUUGCGGGACCGGUACAAUAUCGUUGGAUGUACCCAAUUGAGAGGUACUUGCGUAAAUUAAAAUCGUAUGUUCGCAAUCUUUCAUGUCCAGAAGGUUCGAUAGCUGAAGCAUAUAUUGCGAAUGAGUAUGAUACUAAACAUGAGAUUGAUAAAGAAGAUUGUCUUUUUCCUACUAUUGGAAAAUCAUAUGGCUUUGUAGAAGUAAUUAAGUUGGAUCAGAAAACAUGGGUGCAAGCACAUCAAUAUGUGCCUUUCAAUUGCGAAUCAGAUGUGGUCGACUAUUACAAAAAUGAGCAUAUUAGUGAAAUCAAACGAUUGCAUCGCAAACGCCGCCUUACCCAACAUCAGCUUAAUUGCUUGCAUUUUGAAAAUUUUCAUGAAUGGUUCAAGGAUCAAGUCAAUGAGUUGGAUCUCAUAUCUAAUAUCUCAAAUGAUAUUAAAACCCUUGCACAAGGUCCAUGUUACUUCGCAAGAAGAUUCAAGGCAUGCCAUAUGAAUAAUGGGUAUCGAUUUCGUACAAAUCAGUAUGAAGAGUUCAUGCAGACACAAAAUAGUGGGGUUCUGGUUGUCUUAAUGACAGAGAGCUAUGCAAGUACUACUGACAGUGCUCCAAAAUCAGGAAAUAUUACAUAUUAUGGCAGACUGAAUGAUAUUGUUGAGUUGAACUACUAUGAAAAAUUUAAAGUCAUCUUGUUUAAAUGUGAUUGGGUUGAUGUAACUCAAGGUCGAGGAGUUAUGAAAGACGACUUAGGUUUCACACUUGUGAACUUCUCACAUCUAAUACAUUCAGGUGACUGGAUAAGUGAUGAGCCAUUUGUUUUUGCUGGACAAGCUCAGCAAGUGAUAUUUGUUCAAGAUCCUGAAGAUCAUGAAUGGUUUGUCCCUAGGUCAAUUAAACCGCGAGACAUUUUUGAUAUGGGAGAAGAAAAUAGUAAAUGAUUUGACUCAUCAAUGCAGUGUGAUACAACUGAUUUAACUAUCUUAGAAAAAAACCGUGAUUUAGAAGAUGACAACAAUGGUUGGGUAAGUGGUGGAAUUGAUGGUAUAGAAAUCGGUACAGACUAAAAUUUCAAAUUCCUCCAAUUGAAGGUGAGUGCAUAUCAACUAUUUUGAAGCUACUAAAAUUUAUUUAUUUUUCUAGCCAAGUUUCUGUUACUUGUCUCAAGCUUACGCUAUUUAUUUUUGUGAUUGUUUUAAUGCGUUAUCUUAAAGUCGUUUUUGAUAAUAUUGUAGUGAGCCGUGGAAACCUCUCUUCUUUUCCACUAUCACAGAUAUACUGAAAAUCUCCCUCCUUUUUGCAUCUGUUAUAGGCCAUGUUUUUGGGAGGUAGAACAUUGGGAUUAUGUCAGUGGCAUACUCAUUCAAAUGGUGAGCUUGUUCAAGGAAUGACACACUGAUCCAGAAAGCUGUCACAUUUUGCAUUAGGGAACAAACACUGGCUUAAUUGCCUUAUUUUCUCCAUUAUUGAACACAUUUUUUCUAUUUUGAUAAUUCAUAGUUUCUUUUACCGCUACAAGAUAGGAAAUUGAAUGUAUUAAGAUUGUUUGUUCUUAUUUUAAGUGAAUGACAUUGUUUUCAGUUUG